Meleagris gallopavo (turkey) is the source of this 6024-nucleotide messenger RNA. Lineage: Eukaryota; Metazoa; Chordata; Aves; Galliformes; Phasianidae. The record is from RefSeq and is a predicted model, not a curated record.
GAGCGGGAGCCAGGAUCCACCCCUUCCCAGCCCUUUUAAGGACUGGCAUUGGAGAUGAGACUAUCUCCCUGAAGAUCCUUAUGUACUUGAGGCUUUGUGAAGGAAAUGAUAACAGCGAAGCCCUUCCAGAGUCCAUCCCAUCUGCUCCUGGAACACUGCCUCACUUCAUGGAGGAACCAGAUGAUGCCUACAUUAUCAAAAGCAACCCCAUUGUCUUACGCUGCAAAGCCAUGCCAGCCAUGCAGAUUUUCUUCAAGUGCAAUGGUGAAUGGGUCCACCAAAACGAGCACGUGUCGGAGGAAAGCAUGGAUGAGACCACAGGCCUGAAAGUUCGAGAGGUGUUCAUCAAUGUGACAAGGCAGCAGGUGGAGGACUUUCAUGGACCAGAAGAUUACUGGUGUCAGUGCGUGGCAUGGAGCCAUCUGGGGACCUCAAAGAGCAGAAAGGCGUCCGUCCGCAUCGCUUAUUUAAGGAAAAACUUUGAGCAAGACCCCCAGGGGAAGGAGGUUCCUAUUGAAGGGAUGAUCGUUCUUCACUGCCGGCCCCCCGAGGGCGUCCCUGCAGCUGAGGUGGAAUGGCUGAAGAAUGAGGAGCCCAUAGAUUCCAACCUGGAUGAGAACAUCGACACCAGAGCAGAUCACAACCUGAUCAUCCGACAGGCGCGUCUCUCCGACUCUGGGAACUACACCUGCAUGGCUGCCAACAUUGUUGCCAAGAGGAGGAGCAUGUCUGCGACGGUCGUGGUUUAUGUUAAUGGAGGCUGGUCGUCGUGGACCGAGUGGUCCAACUGCAACGCGCGGUGCGGUCGGGGCUGGCAGAAGCGAUCGAGGACCUGCACCAACCCUGCCCCGCUCAACGGAGGGGCAUUCUGCGAAGGAAUGUCCGUGCAGAAGAUCACCUGCACUUCUCUUUGCCCUGUGGAUGGAAACUGGGAGGUGUGGAGUGAAUGGUCUGUGUGCAGCCCGGAGUGUGAGCAUUUGAGGGUUCGGGAAUGUAUUGCACCAGCUCCACGAAAUGGAGGAAAGUACUGUGAGGGCCUGAGCCAGGAGUCAGAGAACUGCACCGAAGGGCUUUGCAUUCAAGAUAUAGAGACAGCCAGUGACAUUGCCCUGUACUCUGGCCUGGGAGCAGCAGUCAUUGCUGUAGCUGUGCUGGUGGUUGGUGUUACCCUUUACAGACGGAGUCAGAGUGAGUACGGCGUGGAUGUGAUUGAUUCAUCUGCACUGACAGGAGGCUUCCAGACAUUUAAUUUUAAAACAGUCAGACAAGGUAACUCCCUGCUUUUGAAUUCAUCCAUGCAGCCUGACUUGACAGUGAGCAGAACCUACAGUGGACCUAUCUGCCUGCAGGAUCCAAUGGACAAGGAGCUAAUGACAGAGUCUUCACUGUUUAACCCACUGUCAGACAUCAAAGUCAAAGUUCAGAGUUCGUUCAUGGUUUCCCUAGGGGUGACAGAGAGGGCUGAAUAUCACGGAAAGGCACAUUCUGGAACUUUUCCUCAUGGGAAUGCUAGAGGUUUUGGAACAAUACAGGCUAGAAACAAGGCUGCAUAUAUUCAGAACCUGUCUUCAAUUUCAACAAGAAAUGAGCUGAAGACAACUGCUAUCUUUGGACACCUGGGAGGUCGUUUAGUGGUUCCAAAUACAGGAGUCAGUCUGUUGGUGCCACACGGAGCAAUUCCUGAAGAGAGUUCAUGGGAAAUCUAUCUUGCUAUCAACCCAAGAGAGUCCAGCCUACAGCCAGAAGGUCCAGAUGUCCUGCUGGGACCAGAAGUGACGUGUGGCCCUUCGGAUGUCUCCGUCAGCUCUCCGUUUGCCUUGACUAUCCCACACUGUGCAGAAGUAAAUUCAGAGCACUGGAAUAUCCACUUGAAGAAAAGGACACAGCAAGGAAAAUGGGAGGAAGUGAUGUCUGUGGAAGAGGAAACUACUUCCUGCUACUGCCUGCUGGAUCCUUAUGCCUGUCACAUUCUCUUAAACAGCUUUGGAACUUAUGCACUUAUUGGAGAACCCAUCUCUGAGUGUGCCGUCCGACAGCUGAAAGUAGCGGUUUUUGGCUGCCUGUCUUGCAAUUCUCUGGAUUACAAUCUGAGAGUGUAUUGCAUGGAUAACACGCCUUGUGCAUUUCAGGAAGUGGUUUUGGAUGAAAGACUCCAAGGAGGACAAUUACUGGAUGAACCCAAACUUCUGCAUUUCAAAGGGAAUACCUUCAGUCUCCAGAUAUCUGUCCUCGAUAUCCCUCCUUUCCUUUGGAGAAUCAAACCUUUUACUGCCUGUCAGGAGGUCCCAUUCUCCCGUGUGUGGUGCAGUAACCAGAAGCCACUGCACUGUGCCUUCUCCCUGGAGCGUUACACUCCUGCAACCACACAGCUGUCCUGCAAGAUCUGCGUCCGGCAAGUCAAGGGGCACGAGCAAAUCCUACAGAUCCAGACAUCCAUCCUCGAGAAUGAAAGAGAAACCAUCGCUUUCUUUGCACACGAUGACAGCAACUUCCCCGCACAGAUGGGUGCAAAAGCAUUUAAAAUCCCAUACUCCAUCAGACAAAGAAUCUGUGCAACGUUUGACACACCCAAUGCCAAAGGCAAAGACUGGCAGAUGCUAGCACAGAAAAACAGCAUCAGCAGGAAUCUCUCCUAUUUUGCCACACAAAGCAGCCCAUCUGCAGUCAUUCUGGACCUCUGGGAAGCCCGACACCAACAUGAUGGAGACCUCGACUCCCUCGCCUGUGCCCUGGAGGAAAUAGGAAGGACACACUCUAAAAUCUCAGACAUAACAGAAACUGAGAUCGAGGAGCCUGACUUCAACUACAGCAGACAGAAUGGACUUUAAUCCUUCAUUUCCAUUGAAGAACCGAUGGCCAGCUGACUUUCACACCUGAAAAUCUCUUUGGCAGGGAGGAAAUAAGGGUUUCUGCACACUGCCCAAGGAAGCAGACGCGUCUCCACGAUGCCAUUUUCAGUUGGAGGAGCAGAAGAAGCCCUAUUAAAAAUCAUCUCUGUAAUAAGGAAAACAAGCUGUCCCUCUGCUACAGUCCUCUUUCAUUUAAAAUUCAUGUUUCAGAUUCAAAAACAAGACUGCACAUCAAUCAUUCCCAGGGGCAGGAAGGAGCGAGGUACAAAGCUGUGCAAGGUAAAUAUUAUGACAUCCUACAUUUAGGAAACAAUGAUGCUAAGGAAGAAUACAAUGCCUACUAAAAUACAAUGCCUAGUGCUACGCAGUAGAUAUUUAGAGCCACUAGAGGUUAAUCUCAGUGUAAGGGUUUGUGUCCUUGGGGCCCUGAGUCCCCUUUGUGCACCUGAAAAGUGGAUGUAAAUGCCAUUUGCUGGCAUCAUGUUGACUCUGUGUAUUUGCUGUAAUUUAGCUAAAGGAUAGCUGAAAAUCUGACCUUCUCCUGUUCAGAGAUUUAAGGAGGUACAGAUUGUCUAAGUAUUUAAUAGCUAUCAGGUGUCAUCCAAACGAUUCCUUUUACAAAGUUAUUCAAUGAAUGUAGCCUUGCUGCAGAUUCUCCUGCCUGUUCUGAUAACAGAAACAGAACAAAGCCCUUCUCUGUGCAAUCUGUGUUUGUGAGCACUUGUGACCAAUGCCCUAAAGUUCUCCAUUUACAGAAUUUCACUAGGGCAAACAUCGUUGCUUUGGGGGUGGAUUUAAACAAUAAAAUGCAGGAGAUUGCCAGUCCUGCUUUAGCAAGUUUACACUGUACUGAAAACUGGAGGUAAAUUCAAUCUGCACAGCUUAAUUUUGCUUUAGGUUCAUACCAACAGAAUAACCCCCACUUAUCACUACCAGAAAUUGGCCUGAUUUACUGUACAGCUUGCAUGUUGUGCAGGAGAUAGAGCUGGCUGCAUUACCUUUAUUCUAUUUACCACCACAUCUGGAACAGAGCUAGUGAAUUCUCAUCACUUUUUACCCUUCUCACGCAAAUAUGAUUUAUUACUUCAACUGAAACCAAAAAAAAAAACAAAAAAAAAGCUGCCACUGCGAGUCAGCAUCCUGGCAGAACUGGUACCAAACCAAAUACAACCAGUGUUCUCACUCGUACAGUCUUUGAGAAUUACCCAGGGUACUUGUAUUGGGCUGAGAGCAGCAUGACAGGGCAAGUAAUUAGUAGGGAAAUCCAUAAUGAUCCAAAAUGAUUUCUUCAUCUGGGAUCCCAGAUCUGAGCAGUACAAUCAGUGGCUUUGGAUGGGACUUUGCUUGCUCUUGUUGAUCUGAGAUGGCCAAUUUCAUGGCUUUCCUGGCUCAGCAGGCAGACUUACAAACACUUGGACUUCCCCAACCACUUUUUAAAUGUUAGUAUUUCAUGCGGUCUGACAUCAGCACUCCUGUUUGCAAUGGGAACCCAUAACUGCUGCAAGCAUAUUUAAGACUGAGACAAAAAUACCAGCUUAGCUGGCAGGAAGCUGUCACUUUUCUCAGCAGCACAUGGUUCUGGCUUUGAAUUAUAUUUGUAGUGACUUCCAUUCCUCCUCCCCAGAAACUUUUUAUUUUCCAUUGGACAAAACAUCAUGAAUAAAAAAUGAAAAAUAGCAAAUGACAUCAAUAGAAAAGCAACAGAAUUUUAGUGAGCUGCAGUUGUCUGGGAAACCUACUACAGCCUCUCUCCAGCAGUUAAUUGUUCUCAGCAUCUCUUCAGAUGCAGUUUUAAUUUGGUUGCUGUUUUUUUUUUGGUUUGGUUUGUUUUUUUGUUUUUUUUCCAAUCUAGCUCCAGUUUGCCACCCCAAUGAACCCCCCAAGCUUGCUGUGGUGCUCUGCAGAGCUCUGUGUGGCUCCUGCUCUUGUUGUCCCAAUCUGCUAAGCCACACAUGGGGGUCAAAGCUCUGCAGAGCUCAGCCCUCACAACCUCAGGACUCAGGAAACAUGCAGUGUUUACAUCCUGGACUGGAGUAGAGAUGUGAGAAACCAUCCGGCUCUGCCUGCCUCGUACUUGUGACCAGCCUGAUUUCCUCUGUGUGCACCAAACCUGCAGAUGGAAGGGAUCAGGGUUGAUACCAAAAUCCACAUCCAACCCCAACUCCCAUGAAGUCUGCCCUCUGAUUUAUGUACUGAAAAGAAUGUCUUUAUUUUUUUUUUUUAAAUACUGGAACAGAAGCUGUUCAGUUUUGGGCCCGAGGUAAGAUUUCAGUUUUGCUUGGCUCAAUAGAGAAUUGUUAUUCUGUUUCCUGGUUUUUGUUCAGUUAUGCCAAAGCAGCUUCUUUGCUGCUGACCUCCCUUUUGUGAAUCUACACUGAGAACUGACUUCUAACCUAGUAUUGUUUUCACGACCUCUAGUUGUUUAAAUAUUAUUCUAACAUUUCUAGUCCAUUUAUCUCAGUGGAAAGGAAUUUGAAACAGGAGCUGGACUUCUAGACUACAUUUCUAACUUGUACUGAUCGGGCUGUAUAGGAUCUGCCAUACCGUAUCAUACAAAACAUCCUUUUAGCCUUACAAUAUCUGAUUGUGAGUAGGACUAAAAGUCUAUGGAAGUGGUCUAAGAAAUGAGUUCAGUAUUAAAGGACAUCUUCAGUCAGCCCAUUGCUGCUACCUGAUAGGAGAACAGCCUCAAACUCUCAAUUUCUCACCACUCUCACACUCAGCAUCAAUCACAGAGGAUGAGGAUCUUGCUAGAGCAUAAAACCACAAGAAACAGCUGUGAGAGUGCAGCACUCCUAAGGUACAGUAAGUGACUUUGCAGUGCAAAUCACUCCAGCAUCAGAGAGGAUGCAAAUGAAAAUAAAAUGGUGAGGAAAAAAACCAUAUAGCUUAAAAGAUAAGCAUGAGAAGUGACAAAAAAGUGCAUCAUACCACAAACGUUUUCCAUAGAGAGGAAAUUGUUCUCCCUGAUGACGCGGGUCAUAGUGGGCAGCAAUCAGACAGCAAGUAUUUAAGUCUGACUUCUCUGUUCCAUUUUCUCCCACUCCUGGGAACUUUGCAUUUCUUGUAUCUUAGAUAUCUGCUGCAGAUAUUGCAGUUUUCAGAUGCUCCCUUUCUGUUGUUUUAUGUUAGCGUCAUGGGAUGAUAUUAAUAAAACUUAGCACUUUUAAUUAUA